GCAAACAAGCAUAAAGUAGUGCAGGCUAGUUAAUCCUGAUGAUAAUCGCGUGUGCGUGCCCGCGUGCACGCCAGUUUCCUUCAAUAUGAGAAACGAAACUUAACUGGAGCUUAAAAGGGAGACAGAGGAAGACAUCAUUUUUAAACCUCUAGAAAGAGAGAGGGAGCGCACGAGCGCGCGUCACUCAGGUAACAGACAACGCUGGAAUUUCCAGAACUGAGCACACAGCAUUGUGAAGGCCACCUUUCCCUGUGCACUUUUACUGAUUUUAGGGACAUGAAGGUAUCAGAAUGGCAGAAAGUGGCUCCACACUUUCGCCUCUUUCAAUGACACAUGACCUCCGGCUUGGUUGCGAUGAAUGUUGUAUCAAGAAGAAUGAAAUUACAUUUGCUUUAAAAGGACAGUUUAAACACCGGUGCAAACGGAGCAUUCUUCUCUGCAAGACUAAAGGAGGGACAGUAUGGAGGCCUGUUUCUCCACGACCAACAUUUCCAGUCCCAAGAGUUUACGAGGUUUGUUGGCACUUUCAGGAGGGCAGAGGCUGCACAUGGCAUGGAAAGCACUGUACGUUUGCACGUAGCACAGAGGAAGCCGCAGUGUGGAUGUUUGAGAAGCAGUAUGGGUUCAAUCACCAGCUGCUUUGCAACCGACUGGCUCUUCCAGAAAGCCUUCCCCAGCAGCCCCCGGAGCAGCUGGGGAAGGACCUCUUUGCAGAGCUGGAACUGAAAGUUGUCUGUGAUCUGUGUGCCAUCAAAGUCAAGGAGAUCACGUACAAAAUACAAUCAGUUGUACAUGAGUGUAAAAGAAAACUGCUGUUGGCCAAAGGGAAAUCCUCCGAAGUCUGGCGGCCUGUCUCUGAGAGGCCCACGGGGGGGAAUAUUGGUCAAAACGUCCUUUACAAAGUAUGUGACCACUAUACUGAGGAAUCUGGUUGUCCAAAGCAUCUGCUGGGUCAGGGAUGCAGCUAUGCCAGGACUUAUGAAGAAGCUGCCGUGUGGAACUACACUAAAGAGAAACAGAUCCUUCAUGUUGAUCUCCUAAGACUGGUGUCUGAGUCGGAAGGUGUGCCCUUGACUCCAGAAAUCGCAGCGAAGAAGAUUCUGCAGCAGUUUUCUGGUGAAUUCAUGGAGCUAUGCAAAGACUGCUUCCAUUCCCGCCCUCAAACGCAAGCAGGAAAACGAUGGAGUAACUUCUGCUCUGCGGAUGCAUCCCACCUCUGGGAUCCAGUCCUAGUUCACCACCCAUUAGAAACUGGUACCAAGUGUGAAUACAACCAGGUUCGCCCGCUUCGACCAAAUUGCACGUUCAAGUACUGCGGACACAUUAGAGCGGGGAAGCCAUGCUGGCACCCGCCUGGCCACUGCCUCUCAGCCCAGAGUGAGGUGGAGAUGGCCGUGUGGAAGGCAGAGCACAGUGGCCUCGAUGUUCGGCCUCACCUGCUGCAGCUGAGUCAAUCGAAGUCUGCUCGGUCCAAACAGGUCACCAUGUACUGCAAAGUCUGCCUGCUAGAAAUGACCUCCCCUGAGAGUUUUUACCAGCACUGCGCCACACAGGAACACGCCCAGCUCCUCGCACACAACACCACUGUCAGGUGGAAAAAGCGCCGACCUCCACACGGCCACAGUGAAGAGUUCUGGCUGUGCGACAGACCACAGACAUGCGAGUAUGGCCACAACUGUCCCAAAGCUCAUUCCCAAGAGGAGCUGCAGGAGUGGAUGAUGCGAGCUGCAGAGGAGAAGGAGAUGAGGAGCAGCAUUGAGACUCAGGGCUUUUUGUCCUACAACCAGAGACUCCUGGAGGAAUACACUCAAAACAGCAAUGAUGUUCUUUCUGAACAGGUAGAUGAUGUCAGCAUCUUCUGUGAUACAGAUCUAACAGUGGAGCGAGAGAACACGGAUGAACCACUGAGGUGGACCUUCAAAGUUGAGACAGAGAGACAGCUGCUGCACGUGGCACUCCUGAAGCAAGAACCUGGAGCUGCCUUCAGCCUCAGUGACAACAGUUCAGCGAUGUACUUACCAGGAAAGGAGUUUUGUAGUGAAGACAUGUGCUUCAGCAUCACUGUGUCCUUCACAUGCAGCCACCCAGGCCUGUAUGAGCAGUGGCUGGUGCUGGAUUUUGACAUGAGGCCAGUGCUCGUAAGAAAACUCAAGGUGCGAGUAGGCCUCCCUCCUUUAGAUGACGAUAAACCACCAAGCUGGAAUACAGGUGCUAUGUUUCAUAAAAGAGAGCGCUGGCACAGAGAGAAUAGAGUGAUUAUCCCCUGUUUAUCACGACAAGAAGAGCAAGAGAAGUUAUCAAAAGAGUACAAGCUUCCUCAAAUGAGCUCUUUCCACAAGGACUCCCAAACUAAGCAACCUCUUUUAAACAACAAGAAUUACAAGGAGUGGAUGCAUCACUUCCUUUUUGCUGAGGAGAAAGCACAGGACCAGAUUGUUUCUAGACUGAACAUUUGUGGAGAACUCACAACAAUGGAAAAACUGAUGCAUCCUAAGUUUGGGAUGGAGUUUCCUCUUCAAGGGGAAUUAUUUGGUGUCAUUUCAGUUCCUUGCAAGUUGACAGUGGAUAGUCCAGAAGGUCUGGUUCUGAAGCAAAGCAUCAACUCAGUUUUAGUUGCCCCGGUAAACACAGACCAUCCACAAACCAAGGUUUAUGAAGCCAGCAUUCUGCCUCUCAAAACCAAAGAAAGCCAGAUCCAUCUGAGACUGUCCAAGCAAUGCUGCUCUGAUUUAGCACUCAAAAGCAGUGAGACGUAUGAAAUGGAGGUGCAGUUUCAGCUUGAUCGCUACAGCUUCUGCAUAUGGCACAAAGCGGUGGAUCUUCUUCCUGACACAACUAGAGUCCUGCCCAACUUUGGGAACUGUGGGGUUCCUGUUGGCAAUGUAACCUUUGAGAAGCUGAACCCAAAGCAGCAAUUAGCUGUUGACUUCAUUCUGGGGGACUGCAACGGCAAAAAGUUUGUGGCACCUCUUCUCAUAUAUGGGCCUUUUGGAACAGGAAAAACCUUUACACUUGCUACAGCAACCAGGGAGCUUUGUAAGCAUCCUCAAAACAAAGUGUUGAUCUGCACCCACACCAACAGUUCGGCUGAUCUUUACAUCAGAGACCAUUUCCAUCCAAUCAUCAGCAGCGAAAAGGAAGGACUGCAGCCGCUUCGUAUUAAAGCAAACAAACAGGGAAGGGCUUUGUUGACCACAGAUGAGAUCACUUUGAAAUACUGUCUUCUAUCUAAAGACAAACACCAGUUUCUUCCUCCCAAAAAAGAUGAUCUGGAUGCCCACAACAUAGUUGUAACAACUACAAGCAUGGCAAAACAUUUUCAUGACCUCAAGCUUCCAGAGGGAUAUUUCACCCACAUUCUUAUUGAUGAGGCCUCUCAGAUGCUUGAGUGUGAAGCACUGCUGGCUCUAGACCUUGCUGGGUCAAACACCAGGAUUGUUUUAGCAGGAGAUCACAUGCAAAUGGGACCCCAGCUCUUCUCUGUGGAUGAUGACCGCCGUUCAGAUCACACACUUCUUACACGCUUGUUCCAUUACUAUCAAGGCCAACUCUGUGAUGCUGCCCAAAGCAGCCGCAUCAUUUUCAGCGACAACUACCGCUCCACUAAAGAAAUUGUGGAGUUCGUCUCCACCCAUUUUUAUGUUGGUAAAACUAAUGUCAUCAAAGCUGCAGGAGAUGUCUCACCUCCAGCAAAUAACCAUGCCCUGAGAUUUCACCAUGUUAGGGGCGACUGUGCCUUGGACAGAUUUUCUAUGUCUUGGUGGAACAUGCAAGAAGUCGUGGAAGUGGCAAAGGUGGUGAAAGACAUUUUGGAACAGUGGCCAUCAACCUGGGGGCAGAUGGAGCAACGAUCUAUCUGCAUCCUGUCAGAAGGCGCCCAAGUUUGGAAAAUUAGACAAGCGUUGUCAAAAACCUUCCCUGAAAUUAAUGUUGAAACUCUGGCAAAUGUUCAAGGGAAACAGUUCAGAGCAGUUAUAAUGACAACUGUGCAAACCCGGGACAGUCUCCAAUCUUCACAUUUGCCUGGUCUGCCCCUGUUUAAUGAUGCCCGUGUGCUCAACACUGCAAUGACCAGGGCUCAGUCUCUGGUGGUUGUAGUUGGUGAUGCUGCUGCCCUUUGCAGCUUUGGAAAAUGUUCAGGAAUCUGGAAAAGUUUCAUAGACCACUGCAUCUGCAACAACAGUGUUGUACCACAGCAUUAUGCCAAAGACUUCUUUGAAAGAGAUGUUAUGGAAACUGUCAGAUUUCAAAAGCAUGAAGCUGUGAAUGACAGCCAUAUUCUCAAUGAUGCCAUUCUUCAAGAACUCAAAGACGAGUAUGAACAGCAGCAAACAGAAAGCAGUUCAGACGAAGAGUCAAGUGAGUCGCAACAUAUCCACAGCGACGUAGAAGAGCUUAUUAAAUUAUGUGAAACACAACCAAGGAAGUACAUACGGGGAAAGUUCAUCAGGGAGGUGUACAACAGAGGCCAUGUCGAACUAUUCAAAAAACCAUGGAAACGUAUUAGCAUUGAGGGUCAAGCAAACAUGAGACAGGCGUUCACUGGAGAUGAGGUGGUCGUCCAGGUAGAGAGAGAGGAACAAAACUCAUCAAAGGGAAAGGUGGUUGGUAUCAUCAGAAAAGACGAAAACGCCCGUCAACUAUUGUGCUUUCUUGAGGAAGAAGAUCACACUAGAAGUGUGAAUUCUUCUAGCAGAUUUGUCCUAAAGAGAAUGAUACCUAUCGAUAAAAGAGCACCCAAGAUAUCCAUAUGUAUCAACAAAAAACAACGCAACUUCAUUCCAGUUUGGGAAGAGAGUGAUGGGACUUGGACUAUUCUACACGCUAAGCAUUCAAACGAAGUCAGAGACAGGAUCUUUGUUGUCCAGGUUUUGGGCUGGAAAAAACAAUGUUUUUAUCCUAUUGGAAGAGUUACAGAUAUUCUUCCAGAAAGUGAUGAUGAGCUGUUGAAAAAGGAGUUUGGAGUUGCAGUCCCUUCAUAUGAGAGCUUUGAGUUGACAGAAAAAGAUGUAACUGAAAGACGUGAUGAUUUAAGAAGUACAAUUACAUUCACUGUUGACCCACCUGAUGCACAAGAUCUGGAUGACGCUAUUAGCGUCAAAGAUCUUGGAAACAUUUAUGAGUUGGAAAUUCACAUUUCAGACGUGGCAAGCUUUGUGGGUGCAAACAGUGAUCUGGAUAGUUAUGCAGAAAAACGGGGUUCUACAUAUUACAACAGAGGGAAAAAACCUACUCACAUGUUUCCUGAAGACUUGAGCACUGGAUGUUUCAGUCUUCUGUCAGGCCAGGAUUGCAGGGUGAUCUCCCUGAUGUUCAGAGUAGAAAAAGAAACGCAUUCAAUCCUUGAAAAGCCCACAUUUCAUCUCUCCCUCAUUAACUCUGACAAGCAGCUGUCAUACGAAGAGGCAGAGAAAAUCAUCACCGAAAGAUACACUGAGAGAUCCAGGUUUGAUACAGUGGAAGACUGUUUGACUGCAGCCUACUGUUUCGCCAAAACCCAAAGAAGGACUCGACUUAAAGACUGGGCUUAUUCUCAGUCUGAUGACGAUAGAUUGCCUGGGAGGCGCAAAGCUCAUCUGAUGAUUGAAGAACUAAGUGUGUUAUAUAACAAACAUGCAUCUGAGUAUUUGACCGACUCCAUGAAAACCAGGUUAUGCACACCCCUCCGCUGCCAGAAGGAACCAGAUCCUGACAAAGUGGAGGAAUUCAAGGAGAAAUGCAAACAUCUGAUCCCCCUUUCUUUUCAUGUUAAGCCCAAAGUUCCAAUUGACGAACCAACCCAAAGACUUGAAGGCUUUCAGGUACUCACAAAAGUAUGGACAUGCAUCCAAGCAGCUGCCAGAGAAAACGACCUUGACAAAAUGGUGGACCUUGUCGCUGCAGAUGACAUUCAUCCUCUGCUUCAGCCAGUCAUCAAUCAGUUCAAGCGGUGCUCCAAUAAAUCUUAUGUGAUCCGCUCAAGCUCCUGCAAAGAAGCCACGGUUGGACAUUACUCUCUGAACAUAAAAUACUACACACAAGCCUCAUCACCGAUAAGACGGUACAUGGAUAUCAUCUUGCAAAGACUUUUGCACUGUGUCAUGUGCGACAAGGAUUGUCAAUACACCCGGAAUCAGAUUACAGCAAUGUGUAGUCAGUUUCAGGAAAGCCUCACCAAAGCCAGAGCCUAUGAGCAAAAAGCUGAGGAGCUGGCCUUUACAGUCAGUACAAGACAUCAAAGUUCCCCAAAGCUUGCUUUAAUCGUUCAUACUGAUAAAGAGGGAGACGGUUUUGAAGUGACAUUUCCCUUCAACAUGAGCGUGUUUCACAGGACUAUGUCAAUCAUGUACGCAGACUUGCAGUUAGAGGACCAGCCUCUUUUUAAUGAAGUAAAUCACGCUGUCACUCUCACGUGGAAAAAACGCAUCUACAUCGCAGAGUCCUCAAAUGUCCAGCUCAACCUGAACACAAUACUGGACUGUGGUCCAUGCGUCAAGAUUCCUCUGGCAGUAUGGAGAGAUGCAAUGGAGGCUAUUGAAAAUCAAGAUUUAGAUUGUGCAAAGUCUCUCUUAUUGCAGGUGAACACCCAACCAUGGGAAAACCCCAUGCUACAGCCUCCCACACCCCUUUCCAAGACCAGUGCUUGUUCCACAGAAAAAAAGCUAAGCGAGUCCUGGACUAAUGUGGACCUCCAGUUGCAACCAGGGGACCGCCUUCAGGUCCAGAUGACAUCUGAAAAAAGACGAGGUUAUCACAUGCCCACAAUUCAGCUUGUGCACAUCAAAAAACAUUUUGAGAUCUGUAUAGACCACGUUCAUAGACCCGUUGUGUGCUUCUCCAAACCUUCAAAUGAUCCGUCAAGGUAUUUUUACAACAAUAUCAACCAGUAUAAAGAGAUCUGGAAACCAUUGUGCGAGAUGGAAUCAGCCUCAACUGCUGUAGAUGAUUGUGAGAGUGUUAUCAUUGAGGACCUGGAGAUAAGCUUCUCUCAAACACAGUGUGACAAGCUGACAGGAACCUUCUUUCUACCAGAACUGUGGACCAGAGAAUUUGAGUUCAGCCUUAGACAUUGCUUUCUUUGCAUUCGCAAAAGAAAUUUAGAGCUGACUGCUGCCUCUGAGUUUUCUACACAAGUAGACCCAACUCAAUUCACAUGGGUGGCACAUGGAGUCACAAGCUAUGUGGAAGAGAAAGAAAAAGACCAAAAAAAAGUUGGAAGCAAAGUAGACUUCUUCAUUAAUCACCUUCCAAUGGAAAACAUUCCGAAAUGUAUUUUUCAGAGCAACACUUGUUUCACAGUUGAAAUCAUCCCCAAACUCUUACCAGACAUCCGGAAAGAGGGCGCAGUUGUCAACCUUGAAAAAGCAUGUGAUCUGGUCAAGAGUAUAAUUCUCCGGAAACGCAUAAAGACACCAGUUGUACAAUACAGUAUGCUGAGAUUUCAAGUCAAGAGAAAAAAACUGCCAGGCGACCUGCCGGAGCUUAAUGACAGUCAAAGUCAGGCUGUGACAACAGCCAUCAAUGAACCCUUUACACUUAUUCAAGGGCCACCUGGAACUGGAAAGACAGUGGUUGGUGUGUACAUAGUGCACUGGUUUCUCGAAAUGAAUUCUAAAACCCCACGGAUCUUUGAUGACCCAUACGACGAACACAGGAACAAAAAAGAAGUCAUUCUCUACUGUGGCCCAUCCAACAAGUCUGUUGAUGUUGUUGCAGAGUACUUGAUGAGGUUAAAGGACAGCCUCAGGCUCCUCAGGGUCUACAGUCACCAUGUGGAAAUGCUUGACUACCCCUAUCCAGACAGCACCCUCCAGUUUUCACCAAAGACCCUCCGCCAAGAUCGCUCUAAACCAGAGCUCAGGAGCAUCACUCUUCAUCACCGCAUGAGAGAGAAUCCAAAUCCUCAUGCAGAUGACAUCAGAAAAUUUGAUGAACGUAUUAGACGUAAUGAAGACUUCACUCAAAAAGAAAUUGAGGAAUACAAAGACCUUCUUAAAAAAGCUCGGGUGCAUGAGCUUGAACAGCAUGAUAUCAUAUUGUGCACGUGCACACAGUCGUCCACUCCCAGCCUGAGUCGGUCUGUCAGCGCACGCCAGAUCCUCAUUGAUGAAUGUGCAAUGGCCACCGAACCGCAGGCACUGAUACCACUUGUCUGCAACAAACCGGAGAAGGUUGUUUUGAUUGGAGACCAUAAACAGCUCCGACCCAUCGUGAAAAAUGAGAGCGUGAAGAAACUUGGGAUGAGCAGGUCUCUCUUUGAGUCCUACUUCAACCAGCUCAGUGAGAAGAAGGCUGUGAUGCUGGACACCCAGUACAGAAUGCACGAGGACAUCUGCGAGUUCCCAUCAGAGAAAUUUUAUGAGGGAAAGUUGAAGACUGCAGUGGAGCCGGCCGCUAGCGUCUUGCGUGUUGACGGCAAAGUGAUGCCUGUGGUCUUUGGUGACAUAGAAGGGGUGACCAUCAAGCUGGUGGUCAAGACUUCCAAAGGCAACAACAACUCCAAAGCCAACUAUGAGGAGCGAGACCAAGUGGUAAGGAUCGUUACAAUGUUGGUGAACAAAGCAAAGGUGGAGCAGAGAAGCAUUGUGGUUCUGUCGCCCUACAAUGCUCAAGUGUCUGAGAUCAGAGAGGAGCUUGGAAAGAACAAUUUGAAACAAAUUACUGUGACCACUAUCACAAAAAGCCAAGGGAGUGAAUGGAGAUAUGUCAUUUUGUCAACGGUGUGCUCGCUCUCGAGCAAAGAGAUCGUGCGUGAGCCUGACGGGGGCUGGUUGUCUAAACACAUAGGCUUUGUGGGGGACCCCAACCAGAUUAACGUGGGUAUCACCAGAGCCAAGGAAGGCCUAUGCAUCAUAGGAAACCAGAAGCUGCUGGCGUGCAGCUCCACAUGGAGAGCCCUCCUGGCUCACUACCGAUGUCGAAAUGCCGUGACCGAAGCAGACAAGAUCUCAGUUUAAAACAGUUGCUGAUCUCCAGCCUUCUCCAUCCAAGUUUCAUUGAAUGAAGAUGUUUGUCAUCCAGCAAUGAUAGAUAUUCCUCUCUUUGAGACAGAGUGUUGGAUUUUAAAAAUGUUUCUUAUGUUUUUUAUCAGCUCUCACAGAUUUUAAUUAAAGUUUAAACUCUUAAAAAAUUA
This is a messenger RNA of Oryzias latipes (Japanese medaka), 9112 nucleotides long. RefSeq names its product 3'-5' exoribonuclease HELZ2. Gene Ontology annotation, molecular function: RNA binding; 5'-3' DNA helicase activity; RNA nuclease activity. Lineage: Eukaryota; Metazoa; Chordata; Actinopteri; Beloniformes; Adrianichthyidae. The record is from RefSeq and is a predicted model, not a curated record.